Brassica oleracea var. oleracea is the source of this 487-nucleotide messenger RNA. RefSeq lists its product as uncharacterized. The record is from RefSeq and is a predicted model, not a curated record. The coding region runs from base 5 to 349 and encodes 114 amino acids. NCBI's taxonomy places the organism in Eukaryota, Viridiplantae, Streptophyta, Magnoliopsida, Brassicales, Brassicaceae. The transcript has 2 exons.
GACAAUGUGGUGGUUCCGGUAUUCAAUGACGCAAUGGCGAAAAAUGGAGAAACUUUCUGGAGCGUUUGAGGCACUGGGAAUGUCGCAUUCUGCAGAUCAGGUGACUACGUGGCAGCGCGUGCUAAAGGAAAUCACGGGAUUACGAGGCCAUGAGUAUACAAAUGAACUAAGCGAAGCGGCCGAACUAAUUGAAGAGAUCGCCAAGAAUGUAUCUGAGAAGCUCAAUCCAACGGAAAAUAUUACACGCGUUGUUACGAGUGCUAGAAAACUUGCUAUGCAAGCAACCAUGGGGCUUUCGUUCUAUAGGCAUUUUAGGCAACCCUGGGAUAGGCAAAACGACGUUUGCUGAAGCAGCCUUUCGAAGAAUGCACGAUGGCUAUGACGUUUUUCGCUUCAUCAUAGAAUCCAAUAACAAGACCAUUGAGCAUUUCUCUGAGGAAGACUUUCAAGAGAUCCUAAUGGAAACGUUUGACCUAAACAAUCAAGA